AUGAUGAGUAGUAAUAAUAGCAAAAGUACGGAGCAAUUUAUUACAUAUCUGCUACAGUAUGGAAUAUCCGAUAGAAUGAUUACAAUUGUUGAAAAACAACAUAUUAGUGACGAAGAUUUACAAAUAAUGGAUCGUGAUGAUAUCGAACAUUUAUUUAGAAAUGAAUAUGGUUUUACAUUUCGUGAUCGAAAACAAUUUUGGACUAUAUUACAAAAAAUGCAAUCGAAUCAAAAUUCGAAUAUCAAAUAUGAACCAAUGAUUGAUUCAUCAGAAAUUCUUGAUCAUAUUUAUGAAUUUGCUGAUGAAGACAAAGAAAUUAAUGAUUUAAAAGAGCAGCAAUUUAUUAAAUUUUCAUCUCCGAAUAUGAAUCGACCAUCAACUGUUGUUAAUAUUUUUGAUAAUAAAACAUCUCCUGAUGAUAGUAAUAAUUCAAACUCGUCGACAUAUCUUUCAGAAUUAUCAUUAUCAUCUGAUUAUGUAUUUAUAUAUCCAAGUAUAUUACCGAGUUUUUCAGCUAAUAUCAUAGAAGCACUUAGCACAAAUACAAUUCAUAAGCAAUGGGCUACUUUUAUCAAUGAACUUGCUCGUUGGGUUAUGUCAAUAAAACCAUGUCUUCGAGAACAACACGAAUAUCAAGCUAUUGGACAAACAUUAUAUGAAAAAUAUCCUAGUAUCGGUACAACUGGACCAAAACCUUGGUCAUUUUUAUGUCGAAGUCUUAGCCAACGAAUACGUACAGAAAGAUGGCAAAGACGAAAAACAUUUGAGGGAAGAAAAAGAAAAGAAAAUGAAAUAAAAAAUAUGGAUUACAACCAUAACAACAUGUAA
This is a messenger RNA of Rotaria socialis, 828 nucleotides long. NCBI's taxonomy places the organism in Eukaryota, Metazoa, Rotifera, Eurotatoria, Philodinida, Philodinidae. The record is from the annotation of a GenBank genome assembly.